Messenger RNA from Penicillium brevicompactum, 240 nucleotides. RefSeq names its product RAMP4 family protein. The record is from RefSeq and is a predicted model, not a curated record. Lineage: Eukaryota; Fungi; Ascomycota; Eurotiomycetes; Eurotiales; Aspergillaceae. Bases 1 to 240 code for a protein of 79 amino acids. The transcript has 3 exons. Gene Ontology annotation, cellular component: endoplasmic reticulum.
AUGGCGCAAACACCACAACAACGACGAGCCAACGAUCGGUUCGCAAAGACCGAGGCGGCCAAGCGCGGCAAAGGGCCCGUCACCGUGAAGCCCAAGAAGAACACCAAGUCUCCCCUCUCAGCAACUUGGGUCGUUCUCCUUGCUUUUGUCGUUUGCGGUGGUCUCCUUCUGGAGCUGCUGCGGGUCAUCCCUGACCUCUGGUCCACCGUGGCCUCAUGGUUCAGUCAGAUCACAGGCUAG